Messenger RNA from Rotaria socialis, 2166 nucleotides. The record is from the annotation of a GenBank genome assembly. NCBI's taxonomy places the organism in Eukaryota, Metazoa, Rotifera, Eurotatoria, Philodinida, Philodinidae.
AUGAGCUACGCAACCAGCCUUUUAGCUGCAUAUCCAUCAUCGUAUGGUGCAUCGACAUUAUUCAGUGAUAAUCUUGUUCAACGUUCAUCAUUUGAUAAUGUCUAUCAUCCGCCAGUAGGCGGCUAUGGAGGUACGGAUCGAUUGUUCAGCGAUGAUUUCGCGUUCAAUCAUAAUCAAACAACAUAUCAUCCACCAUUAUAUUCUAUUUCGAAUCCUACAUCUGUAUUCCCAACGCAAAAUUAUGAAAACUCACCCGUAGGAAGUUAUCGUCACCAACCUCUUCCAUCCAAUGAUUCCUAUGCUUUACUAAAUGAUAUCCCUGAAUAUUCAGAAAGUCUCGUUACAGCAUCGAAUACAAAUACAGCAUCGAGUAUUGCUCGUUCUUUACAUGAAAAUAAAACUAAUCUUCCUAUUAAUAAAUUUCCUAAUCAACCACCAAAUUACACUCACACAUCAAACGAUGGCCAUGGUAAUCAACCAAUGAAAUCUGUUUGGAGUUCAACAAAAACAAAAACAAAAACAAAAGGAGGACAACUAGAUGAUACGAAGAAAAAACCACUAUUAAAACAGCAGCCUGGAUUAAUAACAGGACACACUCAACCUUCAACAGGUACACAAAAAGAUUCCACUACUGAUAAAUUAAAUGAUGAUCUAACACCAGUUCAAUCACCACAUCUACCAGUACAAUUGACAAAACAACCGAAUCAUUUGCAACGAAAUGCAACUAUUGUUGAUAUUGAAAAGCAACCGCCAACAAUCGAUAUUCAAGAAUGGGUUAAUAGAACUAAAAAAGAAUCUCCUACUGAGGAUAAAGACGCUGAACAGGCAUGGACAGUUAAAAUCGAUCAUUUACAUAUGGUUCAAGCUCAACAUGAAAGAGAAAAAACAAAAUCAGUACGUCCAUUGCCAAAUGCACCGAAAAAAAUUGAAAAUAAAACAGCAGUAGUGAAUAAAAAAAAACCUGCAGUCGAUGUAAAACCUCAUGAUUCAAAAUAUCAGCACGAGUCAUAUUUUGAUACACUUUUCGAUGGAGACUAUUUUCGGAAGCCUUCAACAAAUAAUUAUUCAAUAAGUUCAUCGUUUCAGAAUGGAAAAUCAACGAUAAAUAAAUUAGCGAAUUCACUCAAUAAUAUCAAUUCAACGGUCACAUCAAAAAAUCCAAAACAAGUUUUACAACAAAAAAAACCUCGAUAUGAACCGCCCACAAGUAAACGUGUACCGCCAACCAUAACAACUACAUCGUGGAGAAAAACUUGGCCAAAACAAUAUCAUUUCGAUUCAAUUUAUCCGUAUCAUUUAUUCAAUGAGUUUACUCAUCGGGAAUUUGUUCAUAAAGAUACAGAUGAACGUUUUCGAGAAGCUCUUCAUAAAUUACGUGCAGAUCGUGCUGAACAACAAAACAAAGAAAUUAAUGAAAAAACAGCAAAACGUUUAAAUUACGGUGAUUAUGUUAGACAUUCGACCAAAGAUGCGUUGCUUCACAAUGUUAUUAAACCAUCUCCGUGGUCCGAUUUUAUGGAUCUUAAAAAAGGAAAUCUUUAUUCACUUUCGCAAGAAGAAAAGAAAGAGCUGUAUCAUCAAUCGAAAUCAUACGGUGAACGAAUUCGAUACCGAAAUUUUGGUUAUAAUUACGGUUCGGAAACAGCUCGAUCAUUUCGUCAUUCGGCUCCUUUGACAGAUGACGAUAGUCAGGGUUCUGAAUCAGGCGAUGCAGCACCGCAUCCAAGAUUGAAUCACAGUGAUUCAAAAUCUGUUAGUCGUACAUCACGACGACUUGGAUCAGCCUCAACAUCAAAUAAAACUUCUACAAAACCAAUAGGGGCUCGCGGUCUUAACCGGCCGAUUCCAAAUCAAGCUAGUCGCACAACAGUUCGUACUGAUCGGUCAAAUGCAAAUCGCCAAUCGGAAAAUGACGAUGAAGACAUAUCGGGCUAUGAUGCAAAUCGAAAAUAUAAGCAAAAACCGAAGAAAAAAAACGUACACUACGCAAAAGGUGAUCCAUCGGGACGAUCAGUAAUCAGUGGAGAUGAAAACGACAACGAUACCAGUACGUAUGGUCAAAGAACACAUCGUGCGACAAAUCGUGAUGCCGACGAUGACCUGUUUACUGUCCGCGAAGAAAAAACAUUGGAAUCAUUUGAAGGGGCGCGAUAUAAAAAGCGAUAA